Messenger RNA from Prorocentrum cordatum, 565 nucleotides. The record is from the annotation of a GenBank genome assembly. Lineage: Eukaryota; Dinophyceae; Prorocentrales; Prorocentraceae.
UUCCAGGCCCAAAAGGUUCUCACAAAGGUCAAGGACCCAAAGGUGGUGGACGUGGCAAAGGCGGGUUUGGGAGUGGCGGAGGCGGCGGCGUCGGGGGAGGACCUGGCGGUCGUGGAGCUUCAGCUGCUCAUGGGUCAGCUCAAGGACGACUUCCCAGAGCGUGCAGCAGUGGCCAGCUCCAUCGCGGCGUCGGCUUCAGCCAUCCGUUCCCAGCAGUCUGAAGCUCGUCCCCUUCGGCAGCAGGCAUCCGAGGCUCAGCAGGCUCUUGACAAGAAUGUUCGCGCCCUCAACUCGCUCGACUCCCAGAUCGCAGACACCGAGUCGCGCCUCGCGGAGCUCAAGGAGAAGAGGGCGGAGACCGCAACCCAGCAGGUGCAGCUCAAGGCCAGGUACCUGGAGCUGGCGGCCAAGGUGGCCGACCUCCCGCCCCCGCCGCAGGCGGAGCUCCAGGGGCAUUUGUCCAACUUCGACAGCGUGCUGGAGUCUGGCGACCUGGCCGCAAUUCGUGAGGGCUGGGCCAAACUCAAGACCAGCUGCCAAUCCGUUGCCCAGAAGGAAGCCGCAG